Eucalyptus grandis is the source of this 2441-nucleotide messenger RNA. Its product is annotated as MDIS1-interacting receptor like kinase 2-like. The record is from RefSeq and is a predicted model, not a curated record. The transcript is spliced from 2 exons. Gene Ontology annotation, molecular function: protein binding; ATP binding. NCBI's taxonomy places the organism in Eukaryota, Viridiplantae, Streptophyta, Magnoliopsida, Myrtales, Myrtaceae. The coding region runs from base 131 to 1930 and encodes 599 amino acids.
ACUUGCAAGGACUACGGAGCCAUUACCCAUCUAAAUCUUUCCUCCCUUGGUUUGAGAGGAACUUUGGAUGGCCUUGACUUCUCGUACUUAACCAGUGUGGUUAGCUUUGAACUUGACAAUAACUCGAUCUAUGGCUCCAUCCCCUCGAGUAUCGGGUCUUAACUUAUCGGGAAAUGGACUUUCGGGACCCAUACCUUCAGAAAUCAGGAGGCUCACUUCUCUUAUUGAACUUGACCUAUCAUACAACGAUCUCAUCGGUUCAAUUCCUCAUUCCAUUGAAAACAUGACAAGUUUAUCUUAUCUUGGGCUCUCUGUAAAUAGAAUCUCAGGUUCAAUCCCUCAAGAACUGGGGGGAUUGAUACAUCUCAAAGGAUUGUCUUUGAGAAAGAAUGACUUGGUCGGUCCAAUCCCAUCGUCUCUCCAAAACUUGAGCAAUCUAAUAUCCUUAAGCUUUAACUUAAAUCAUCUUUCAGGUUCGAUUCCACAAGAGUUGGGAAAAUUGAUAUCUCUUAGAGAAUUGCUGGUAUUUAAUAGUGGUUUGACUAGUCCAAUCCCUGAAUCAAUUGGAAACUUGCUCAAUCUGACCAUGUUAAACCUUGCUGCCAAUAAAUUCAAUGGAUCCUUGCCUUCUGGAUUUAAUAGGUUAACACGCUUGAGGGAACUGUAUCUUUCUAAUAAUGAAUUUGAGGGGGUACUACCACAAGAUGUAUGCCUUGGGAGGUCAUUGCGAAAUUUCCAUGCUUUCAAUAAUCGGUUCACAGGUCCCAUUCCAACAAGCUUACAGAACUGUAGCACGUUAAUUAGAUUGAGGCUAGAAGGAAACCAACUUACUGGAAAAAUAACAGAAGUUUUCGGAAUGUAUCCAAGUCUUAAUUAUGUGGACUUGAGCCACAAUAAUUUGAACGGCGAACUUUCUUGGAAAUGGGAGCAUUGUCCUAAUUUGACGAGCUUAAGAAUAUCAGACAACCAAAUUUCUGGGGAGAUACCUGCAAUACUUGGAAGGAUGGCUCAGUUACAAGAACUAGACCUUUCUUUCAAUUGUUUAAGCGGAGAGAUUCCUAGAGAAUUCCGAGGCUUGAUGUUGUUGUCAAAACUCGAUCUAAGCAGCAACACUAUAACAGGAAAUGUUCCAACUGAGAUUGGACUUUUAUCCCAUUUGGAACAUCUAAACUUGGCAUCAAAUAAUUUGAGCGGAUCAAUACCGGUGUUGAUAGUCUCAUGCAAAAGCUUAUUGAGUUUGAACUUGAGUAGAAACAAAUUUUGGAGAAGCAUUCCUUCUGAGGUAGGCAACGCACAAUUCCUAGAGGUUCUUGACUUGAGUCAUAAUUUGUUGACUAGAAAAAUACCAGGAGGACUAGGACAGUUGAGAAUGCUGCGAGUUCUAAAUAUCUCCCACAAUAGCCUUUCAGGUUCUAUUCCACAUACGUUUGGUGUUAUGUCGGCCUUAACUUCCAUCGAUUUAUCCUACAAUAACCUAGAAGGUCCUCUCCCAAAUGUCAAAGCUUUCAAUGAGGCUCCAUUUGAAGCAAUUCAGCAUAACAAAGGGCUCUGUGGAAAUGUUGUUGGUUUACCAAAAUGCAAUGCCACCGGGAGCAAGAAACACAAUCAACACUUUGGAGCUAGAAUUACAUUUAUCCUCAUUCUCUCUUUCUCGGGGUUUAUCCUUCUCUCUUGCACUUUGAUAGUUCUUGUAAUUAUUGUUCAUCAUCGAAGAAGAAAUAUCAGGAGAGAGAAUAAUGAACAAGCCAAUGAUUUGGCUUUCAUGGGUAUUUGGAGUUAUGAUGGCAAAGUUUUUUAUGACCGAAUUGUCGAGGCCACAGAAGGAUUCGACUCCAAGUACUAUGUGGGUGAAGGAGCAUAUGGAAUUGUUUAUAAAGCCGAGAUAUCCGAAGGUCAAAUGGUUGCUGUCAAGCAAACCUUAUCAUCUUAGGAUGAUAGUGAGGUCGUUGAUUUGAUAGCAUUUGAAAGGGAAAUUCAAGCCUUAAUAAAUUUACGCCAUCGCAACAUCGUGAAAUUUUAUGGGUUUUGCUCUUAUACCCGACGUUGUUUUUUGGUGUACGAAUACAUGGAAAGAGGAAGCUUGAGAACAACUUUGAAUGAUGAUGAAAGGGCAACCGAAUUUCAAUGGGACAAGAGAGUGAAUGUGGUCCGAGGAGUUGCCAAUGCAUUAUCUUAUAUGCAUCAUGAAUCUUCACCUCCAAUGAUUCAUCGAGACUUGACCAGUAACAACAUUCUAUUGGAUCGUGAUUAUGAGGCCCAUGUUUCUGAUUUUGGCACUGCAAGACUAUUGAGGCCCGAUUCAUCAAACUGGACAACUAUUGCUGGCACCAUUGGGUAUAUUGCUCCAGGUACUUCAUAAUUUUCUCAAUUUUAAAGGCAUUCUAUGUCAUACAUUCCAUUUAUAAUUCAACUUUUACUAGUUUACUGCAUAUCUCUAGUUA